Messenger RNA from Aphidius gifuensis, 879 nucleotides. It is a transcript of the gene SmD3, whose product is annotated as small nuclear ribonucleoprotein Sm D3. Gene Ontology annotation, biological process: spliceosomal snRNP assembly; RNA processing. The transcript is spliced from 2 exons. The record is from RefSeq and is a predicted model, not a curated record. Gene Ontology annotation, cellular component: U5 snRNP; U2 snRNP; SMN-Sm protein complex. Bases 175 to 603 code for a protein of 142 amino acids. Gene Ontology annotation, molecular function: RNA binding. Lineage: Eukaryota; Metazoa; Arthropoda; Insecta; Hymenoptera; Braconidae.
UGUUAUUAUUGUUUCGUAUACAGUACGUUUAAAUUUUCGGCGUACUUUUACGACAGACAAAUAAUAAACCGGUGUGUUUAUUUCAAUAAUUAAAAGUUGAAUAAAAAAAUUAACAAUACUUGUUAAUAUAUUAUUGAUUAAAUUAAUAUUAUAAUAUAUUAAUAAAUAAUAACAAUGUCGAUUGGUGUACCAAUAAAAGUACUACAUGAAGCCGAAGGUCAUAUCAUAACCUGUGAAACUAAUACCGGUGAAGUAUAUCGUGGUAAAUUAAUUGAAGCUGAAGACAAUAUGAAUUGUCAAAUGCAAAAUAUAACAGUAACAUACAGAGAUGGAAGAGUUGCAGAAUUGGAAAAUGUUUAUAUACGUGGUUCAAAAAUAAGAUUUUUAAUAUUACCAGAUAUGUUAAAAAAUGCGCCAAUGUUUAAAAGACCUGGUGGCAAAGGUUCUGGUACUGCUGGUAGAGGAAAAUCAGCAAUUCUUCGAGCUCAAGCAAGAGGACGAGGAAGAGGUCAAAGCCAAAGAGGACGAGGUACUGGUUCAGCUCCUUGGCUCAAUCAAGGAAAUCAACCAGGUGGAUCACAACCUGGAAGAGGCAGAGGCUAAAAAUAAUUAUUUAAUAAUUAACAUUACUUUCUUUUUAUUUGAAAAAAAAAGAAUAAAAUAUAUAUCUUUGUACUUGAUGAUAUAUAAUUUUUUAUUUUAUUAUUUUUUUUUUUUCAAAUUCAUCAUAAUAAUACUUUAUUAUACCUAAACAUUUUGAUUUAUUUAUAAAUUAAAUACAAAGAUAAAAAAAAAAGAAAUAAUUUGUAUUUGAAUUAAUUUUCGUUUGAAAUUUAUUUCAAUUAAAAUUAUGAAUAAACAUUAAUAAAUAUUUAAGUA